AUGCCUCGAGCUAUCAAAGGGGCGCUCCUUCAGUGCGAUCCGCCUCAAAUGGCGAUGGUGCGCAAGAUCGACAAGGAGAACAACAACGCCUACAUCAUUGAGGAAAUCGACGAUGAGACGUGCCUGGUCAAGGAGAACAAAGUUGAAGAGAUCAAGGCCAGAGUCAAGUUUUUGAUGGACGAUGCGAUGAAACCGACCGGGGCGAUGGAGAUGGACUCGGACAAAGACAGCGACAUGGAUUGA
Molecule: messenger RNA, 243 nt
Organism: Cyphellophora europaea CBS 101466
Lineage: Eukaryota; Fungi; Ascomycota; Eurotiomycetes; Chaetothyriales; Cyphellophoraceae
Exons: 1
Coding region: 1-243 (80 amino acids)
Biological process (GO): transcription initiation at RNA polymerase II promoter; nucleotide-excision repair, preincision complex assembly; nucleotide-excision repair
Cellular component (GO): transcription factor TFIIH core complex; transcription factor TFIIH holo complex
Source: RefSeq, a predicted model, not a curated record